CGAACCGUUUGGAUCAUCGGGACCCGGGGAGAAAUUGGGAGCUCCCUCACCGUCCCCGGCGCGGCGCCAUGGAGGCAGAGGCGGCGGUGCUGACGCAGCUCCAGCUGCAGCUCCUCGCCCUCGUCUCCGAGCUCCGCCUCCUCCGCGAGCGGGAGCGCGGCGCCCGCGAGGAGCUCCGCGACGCCGGUCAGAGGUGGGAGGCGGCGGCGGAGGAGCACCGCAGGGAGGCUCGGGAGCUGCGCGCGGAGGUGGCCACGCGGGACGACGCGCUGCGGAAGCUCGAGGCUAGGAUAAAGUUGCUCGAAAAUGAGAAUGAGCUGCUGGAGAAGAAUGAAAACAACUUGAAAGAAAGCAUGGAGGUGCUGCUUCAAUCAAGGGAGGCUUUUAUAAAACAUUAUGAGGACUCUACUUGUUCUAUGCAAUGGACCAUCCAGAUGAAGGAUAAGCAGAUUGCCGUAAUUUCAGAGAAGUUGAAUUCUCAUCUUGUUUUGUUUAGUUCGGUACAAAAGGAAGUUUCGGCAUUGAAACAAGUACUAGAUGAUGUGCAUUGUUUGGUUGGUGAGAAGGAAAAUAUAGUUGCUGACUUGAAGGAUAAGGUCCAAAGGAUUUCUGUGCUUGAGAAAGAUGUUGUAGAGAAAGUUAAUUUCUUGGAAAGUAAGAUAAGUUCUUACCAGCAUGAACUCCGGAGUAGAGCAAGGAUCAUAUAUGAGUUGAAAGAUCACCUUGAGGCUGAGAAGCUUAACAAUAGCUUCCAGCCCCAUUUGGAAGAACUUAAGAAAGCUUUGUUGGUGAAGGAUGAUAUUAUUGAGAGAUUAACUUCAGAGAAGCAGGCAAUGCAUGUGGAGCUUCACAACAUGGAGAUUGCUUUACAGAAAUUUCAAGAUUUAUUCAGUAGUAUUGGGCAUGAGAGAAUGAAGAGCUUUUCAGCAAAUUGUGGAAGUCAGGAUGUACAGGAUGUGAAUAAUGGGCAGCCUGAAAGCAUUCUAGGUACACAAUGUGGUCUAGCCAAUGAGCAUAACUUGGUAACUGCAAUUGACGAAGCAGCCACCACACAAAAUGUAGACGGUCAGUUAGAACUCAGUCCAGGCAGCAUGCAAGUACAAACCCCAAAAUGCAGCAAGCUCGGUUCAUUGCCAUCCCCAGAGCCAGUAGCAGCGAAUACAGAAAAAGCUGACUGCCUUCUUGAGCCCAAAGAAGACAUUGUCAUGCUCAACAGCCUAUCGUGCUAGUUGGCUGAAUUUGCUGUUUUGCAGGGUGAUUUAUCUCCCACGAAGCCAACAGAUUCUGUGAAUCCAGAGCCCGACUCGGAGAAUCAACCCUGACCCUGCAAUUGGAUCCAUCCCUUAUCCCUUCACUUCUUCACCGUGAAUUAGGAUACACAAAGCUAUCGAUUCGGCUGGCCGAUUUGUGCUGCACAUUUAUCUUGUUCUCAGUUGAUCAUCCAUGUGUAUCCAGCGGUUUGGGUAAGCCACUACAGAGCGUUAUAGGAAAUUAGGAAUAGGACACGUACUUUGAGAUAUUUUCUGCUCGUCUUAAGUUCUGUCAACUCGCUGUGUCAACGGUUUAUAUAUUAUACGUUGCAGUUCGUCCAACGUCGAUCCUUGAACUUUGCAUGAAAAUUGAUUUAUUUCGUGAAGGCAA
Molecule: messenger RNA, 1641 nt
Organism: Panicum virgatum (switchgrass)
Lineage: Eukaryota; Viridiplantae; Streptophyta; Magnoliopsida; Poales; Poaceae
Product: golgin subfamily A member 2-like
Exons: 14
Coding region: 69-1229 (386 amino acids)
Source: RefSeq, a predicted model, not a curated record